This is a messenger RNA of Diabrotica balteata, 2166 nucleotides long. The record is from the annotation of a GenBank genome assembly. Lineage: Eukaryota; Metazoa; Arthropoda; Insecta; Coleoptera; Chrysomelidae.
GUCAUUUAUAAACAUUGUAAAUAUUUUCCCGCUAAGAAUACAUUAUAUUAUUAAAAAAGUGUAAUUUUUGUUAAGUAUAAAUAUGCCAAUAAACAACGUGCAAGCCCUUAUAAAUCAGCAAACUGGAUUUUUAUCCUGGAGACAAUGUGAUGCACCUAUCAAGAGAUUGAGAUGUACAAAAGAAAAUUCAUAUUCUCAAUUACUUCCCUCAAGAGGCCAGGAUGACUUGUUUAAAGACACACCAAUAUUUACUUGUAAAUUUUCUCCUAAUGCAAAUAAUGAACAUAUACUAGCUUUAGCCAAUGAAGAUGGAAAAUUAGUGAUCCAUGACAGUUCAAAUAAUUCAAGGUAUGGAGCUUAUGCCCACAACAAUGCAAUUUUCGAUUUAGCCUGGAUGUUUGAUAAAAUGAAACUAGUCACAGCCUCGGGAGACCACACCUCAAAAAUGUAUGACAUAGGUGAAGGUGAAAUGAGACAAGAGAGGGUCUUCUGUGGACAUUCAAGAUCUGUAAAAACCAUAGCAUUUAGAAAAGAUGACUCCAGUGUAUUUGCAACUGGUGGAAGAGAUGGAAAUAUUAUUUUGUGGGAUACAAGAACAAGCACUAAUAGUUUUGUGGGUAAAGCAGAUGGGAUAAUUAAUAAUUCUCAUGUUGCUAAAGUUUUUACUCCUAGCAAAUCUAGAAAAAAGUUUAAUACACCUACUAAUGCAGGCAUAAAAUCAGUAACUGGUCUAGUCUUUCAAGAAAAUAAUACAUUGAUUUCAUGUGGAGCUGGAGAUGGUAUAAUAAAAAUUUGGGAUUUAAGAAAACAUUAUAGCAAUUACAAAAAAGAAGCCCUUCCUAAAGUUCUUAUACCAUAUCCUGGCAGUACCACAAAGAAUGGAUACAGUAGUCUUAUUAUAGAUAAUGAUGGAGUUAAAUUAUAUGCAAACUGCUUAGAUAAUACCAUAUAUUGUUAUAAUGUAGGAACAUAUAGUAAUAAACCUGUAAUAGAAUAUACAGGACAUCAAAAUAGUACUUUCUAUGUAAAAUCAUGUCUAUCAAAGAAUGGAGAAUAUCUUAUAAGUGGCAGUAGUGACGAAAAUGCAUAUAUAUGGAACACAAAAAUGUCAGAACCCAUAGUCAAACUUACUGGACACACAGCUGAAGUCACAUGUGUGGCUUUGUGCACUCAAAAUAUGGUUGCUGUAACUUGUUCUGAUGACAUGACACAUAAAAUAUGGACAGUAGGGUUAGCAGAACCCCCUGAUGACUGGAAUAUAAAUGGUAGAGGAAGUGCUGAAAUUUUACCAAUAUCUAAUAACACAUACAAAUUAAAAAGAAGUUCAAAUUUGAAUAUAGAUUUCACCCCAAAAAAAGUGUUUACUGAAUGUCAAAAAUGUAAUAAUGCUACCUCGCAAAGUUCUGUGAAAACUGCAGUUAUAAAUUGUCAAAAAGGAAAAAUUCAUGUGAAUUGGAAAGUGCAAAUAAAAUAUUUCAAACUGAAUUUGGACCUAGAAGAUUAUUUGCUAAUAUUAACAACCCAUUACUAGCUGAAAAAAAUGACUGUUUAGCAACUAUCUUAGAUACUGAAGCAAUAUCAAUGCCUUUAGAUGAUUAUGAACCUCCCAGGAAGAUACCUAAAUACAUAGAUACUAAAGAAGAAAAUGAACCUACUGCUACAACUAUGGAUGAAUGCUCAUCUGAGUAUGAUGAUGAACCUCCUAUAAAACUAUCAAAAUUGGAAAUAACUCCUUCAAGAGGAAAGAAACCUGACAUUUCCUCACCAACAAUAAAUUUGCCUAAUUAUGUAGUUGAUGGUGUAGCUCCACAUUUAACAUAUUCACCUCCAAAGAAGAAAUGCCAGGAUUGGUUAACUAGGAUUAGAAUUGAGAAAAUGUUAAGAAAAGAAUAUGAAAAGACUGAAGGUGCUACCACACCUAAACAAACAAAGCCAGAGGUAUUGCUUAGAAGGAAAUAUGUUGCACCUAGAAGCCCAAUUUUAAAGUAUUUUAAGGUAACUAACAGCCCACAUAAAUGUGAUGGAAGCUGUACAAAACACCAAAACAAUAUGUCAAGUUUUAACACUGAAUUAGAAACAAAAUGAACAUUGGUUUCAGUUCUUAAGGUUGAUAAUGUGCAUUCCUGUUGGCAAAAUAUCAUGAAUCUACUUGAAAUUGACAUUAAC